Messenger RNA from Puccinia graminis f. sp. tritici CRL 75-36-700-3, 378 nucleotides. RefSeq lists its product as uncharacterized. The transcript has 3 exons. The coding region runs from base 1 to 378 and encodes 125 amino acids. NCBI's taxonomy places the organism in Eukaryota, Fungi, Basidiomycota, Pucciniomycetes, Pucciniales, Pucciniaceae. The record is from RefSeq and is a predicted model, not a curated record.
AUGCAAAAAUACAAGACCCAAGAAGAACAACCACCGUCGGGGUUAACCACGCCUGCGUCCCAGUUGGAUUGGUCCCGCCACUCUUCAACGCUUGAUCGGCUAACUGGCCAGGUCACCCCCCAACUGGAUGGAGAUAAUGUACUUGACGAGGACGACGAACUUCCGCCACCUCUGGAUUUCACUGGGACCGCCAUGGACCCAUCCCCAUCGUUGAUGACCCAGCGAUCCUUUGCACGUGCGACCAAUGGGUCUGGGAUCCUCCCCUCAUGGGGUGAUGUCUCCUUGACUCAGGCUUCACCGACUCAGGCUCCAAACAUGUCUCAACCUUUGUCGGCUUCGAUGGAUGAUGCAGGGAUGGACGGAGUUGUCGAUGUGUAA